AUGCCACAGCACAGCAGCUCAUUCGGCACAUUGCAAGUAUGGCCGGGGACAGCGAGACACAUCUAAGGGACCGCAGCGAGAACACCGACAUUAUUCGCCAACCUUUCCUCAUCGGUGUCUCCGGAGGCACCGCCAGCGGCAAGUCGUCUGUAUGUGAGAAGAUCAUGGAGCUGCUGGGGCAGAACAAGAUCGACCACCACCAACGGCAGGUGGCGAUCCUCAGCCAGGACAGCUUCUACAAGGUGCUGACUCCAGAGCAGAAAGCCAAGGCGCUAAAGGGCCAGUUCAAUUUUGAUCAUCCAGAUGCCUUCGACAGUGAGCUGAUCUUGCAGACGCUCAGGCAGAUACUGCAGGGGAAGACUGUUCAGAUCCCAGUUUACGACUUUGUCACUCAUUCCAGGAAAGACGAGUUUAUUACGGUGUAUCCGGCUGAUGUGGUGCUGUUUGAGGGAAUCCUCAUGUUCUACUCACAGGAAAUCAGAGAUCUGUUCCAGAUGAAGCUGUUUGUUGACACAGAUCCAGACACACGGCUGUCACGUCGAGUUCUAAGAGACAUCAGUGAGCGUGGCAGAGAGCUGGAGCAGGUGUUGGCUCAGUACAUCACUUUUGUGAAACCGGCCUUUGAAGAGUUCUGUUUACCAACAAAGAAAUAUGCAGAUGUGAUUAUUCCACGUGGAGCAGAUAACCUUGUGGCCAUCAACUUGAUAGUACAGCACAUCCAAGACAUUCUCAACGGAGGACUAAACAAGCGUCACAACGGCUGCGUGAACGGCCACAGUACCCCACGGCAGCGACGGACCUCCGAGUCAAGCAGCCGGCCUCAUUGACCUCGUCACACCUCUCUUCACAGAGCGGAGAGGGGUGUGGGGGUUGUGCUGUAAAUAAUGCCCGUUGGCAUCACUAUAUUUAAGAAGAGGGAAAAGGAAAAAGAGAGAUGCAAAAAGAAUUGAAAUGCCUUUUAUUAUUAUGACAACUCUUGUUCUUAGUUACUUUCAUUGUAAUUGUUAAACUUGGGAUUUAGUUUUGUCAGGAGGAUAAAGAGAAGCUCUUGUUAAUCUUGUGAUGAGACCAUGGGUUAAAUUUGAUCCCACGCAUUUUUGGCCCGAUUGCAUUUUGUUUUCUUUUUUUUUUUUAUGUAUCCCCUGCUGCUCCAUGGAAAUUCAUGUUGAUAAUGAAUAAAGGAGGGGAAACCUUUUUAUUUAUUAUGUCUGAUAAAACUUGAACCCCUAAUGGCCGGGGGGGAGAUGGAUUAAUGUUGCGGAGGGUUCCAAAUGAGACGGAUGUAAAUUAGUCCGACAAACCAGGAUUGCACUCUGUAUUGACAAUCUUGGGAGUGUUUCCUACCAUUUUUUUCAGUGUUUAAGUUCCCUUAUCAGGUUUAGUGUAAUCUAUUACACUAUAAGUCUUGUUUACUACACAAAGUGUUCGCCACAUUGUUUCUGUAUGUCUGCAACAGAAAAAAACACAUGCUUUUUCAGUAUCUAUUGUCACAUGCAGAGUAACGUGACUACCAAACGAAUGAAGCCAAAUGCUGGAAGGUUCAACUGACUGCAGUGUUAACUCAGACUAAUGGAAUUGUUCUGAUUUUUGAAUUGCUUGUCCCUUAGCUUAUUGAAAUGUAAUGAUUAAAACUCAUUUAUGCAGGCAUUCCUGUCUUUAAAAGUAUUUAGAUUUAUGAGCAAAGUGUUCCACUUUGUAAAUAAUACUUAUAUUCUCCCCGAGUUUAGAUGCACUCACAUAACCAAAUCAGGUCAGCUGACUGAAAGAUAACCUACUUACUCUCAGGUUUAUGACACCAGUUGAUUUGAAAUUCCAGGAAAGAGAAAUAGAUGGAGGCGUUAAGCGCCACAGCAAUAUCCCAGGUGUGUGGCCAUUAACCAACAAGACCCACCACAAUGCCUCUGUAAAGCUGCCUCAGGUUACCGUGUACAGUAAGUAUCCACACUAGAAUACAGAAUCCACUCAAAUAAGGUUAAAAUAAAACUGUUGAAUCUUGUUAAUAUGCCCUGUGCUCCGUUUUUGUUGUGUAUAGUGCAAUUGAAUGAAUGAUUUGUACCUUGAGAUUUGUACUGUAUGGCUGUUGGGUUGGGUUGCAGGGUGAUUUAUAAUUGAAUGAAGUCGUCAGUUGCUUGAUGGUUAAUAAAUUGAUGCAACUGA
Molecule: messenger RNA, 2157 nt
Organism: Acanthochromis polyacanthus (spiny chromis)
Lineage: Eukaryota; Metazoa; Chordata; Actinopteri; Pomacentridae
Gene: uck2b
Product: uridine-cytidine kinase 2b
Exons: 7
Coding region: 39-827 (262 amino acids)
Cellular component (GO): cytosol; cytoplasm
Molecular function (GO): ATP binding; kinase activity
Source: RefSeq, a predicted model, not a curated record